AUGGUAGAAGGUGGGCCAACACAGAAGACAUUCAACUUAGAUCUUCACAUAAAGUAACUCUGCAUCAAGGUCACAGAGCCUACUGUAAUCACUAUUACCUGGCAAAGAGGUGGGUAUUUCUCAUAAAAAGCAUAAUAUUCUAAAAAAAUAUAUACUAAUCGAAAUAAUAGGUCCUAAAAAAGCAAACACUAAGAUAAAUAGUCUUCUUUCACGAUAAAUGGAAACACAGGCAAGGGCUUAUUGGGAGAAGCAGAUUUGAAUCUUAGCGAUUAUCAAGAGAAUGAAUUCAGAUAUAUGAAGCUCCCUCUCAGAAAUUGUUCUGACCCAGAUGCAUACCUAGAAGUAGGUCUUAAAGCAACCCAGGCACGUGAAAAGAAAACUGAUACCCCCAAGGCAUCUCAAUCAGCAUCUGGCUAGAAAGAUAACGAAGCCAGUAAAGAAUAAAUGAUCCAAAUACUAGAUGACAUGGAUAAAGAAAGAAAACUCUAAAAGAAAAAUAAGCAAGAGUACGACGAGAAGAUUCGCGGACUCAAUGAGAAGAUCAAUAAUCUCCAGACUACCCUUGAAAAUACUAAGACUGACUUGACUCAUCUUUAGAAGCAGCAAAAGGGACUUUCAUAAGAAAAGGAGGUUAUGUCCAAGGAUAUCGACAUUUUGAAACUUAAAAUUGGGCAGAAAGAGGAUGCUGUUCAUGAAAAAGAGAAAGACAUUAAGGACUAGCAAGUAAAGCUCAAGAAUAUUCAAGGUGACUACGAUAAAAUUCAUAAUGAAAUUGAGGCAUAGAAAAAUGUUAAGGAUCAAGAGGUGAAAGACUUGCAGGCUAAGAUUGAUCAGACAUUCCUGGACUUCAAGAAACUCUACGAUUUUGACAAGUUUGAUACAGACUACUUGGGCUGCAUAAACACUCUAUUCGCCAAUACUGCAGCACCCUCCAGUACUAUAGCAGCACCUACUACAAUACCCAGAAGAGAGAGCGUUAAGAAAUGA
Stylonychia lemnae is the source of this 987-nucleotide messenger RNA. Lineage: Eukaryota; Ciliophora; Spirotrichea; Sporadotrichida; Oxytrichidae. The record is from the annotation of a GenBank genome assembly.